AUGGUGCUGUGCCGCUGCCAAUUGCCACAGUCCCUCACGAGCCCCAUAUAUAACGACAGGCACCCCCAUGCCUGCCACUCAGUGGGGGAAAGUGGGGGCGGGGGUGGCUCCGUCCGUCUCUGCGCACGCUGCACACGUCAGUCGGUGUUUGGUCGCCUUGUCGUGAACACUUCCAAUCAGAACGACACUCUGCCCGAGCAGCCAGCCAAACUGUUUCGACAAAGUUUUGACGACAUUUCGGUACAUAUGCCGCUCCUACAACAAGAUAAUGGAGGCGGCGGCGGUAGCUCUAAAGAGAACCGCCGCUCGCUGACAGAGUUCAUCGGCUUCGAUACCUCCCGGUUCUCGGAGCCAGCAGUUGCCCCCAAAAAUGAGCAGCGGCCUAAUGAGGGUGGCAGCAGUACGGCAGCUGAGCGUGACUGGCGCUGGGCUGAGUGGGAGGCUCCAGGGAGCCCAGAGGCUGCCCAGACUCCUCGCUCCCUGGUGCCAGCCACCUGCUUCCCGCCAAGGCAUCCCACAGCCUUCGCCAGCUACAGCGAGAGUGCGCGCCCUGGCGACUGGGCCGAUACCCCUGGUGAAAUAACUGAUCUUGUUGCUUCCUUGAAGAGCCUCACGAUGGUGCCAACUCCCUCAACUGGCAGUCAGCAGACCUUACAAGAACGCCAAAGCUUCGAAGCCACCGAUAAAGCGGUGGAACCGCCGUGGUCAUCGGAGCAAGCUGCUUCUACCUCCAGGGAUGCCAACAAUCUGCCCCGUGGCGCAUUCUUUUGUGGCGUAGUGCGUCGCGGCUCCGAGGGCGAAGCGCUGCGCUGGUGCGGCGCGCUGCCGCCGAGGGGCGCAGACCCCAGCGGCGGCUUCUCCCCCAAGGUGUUCCUGGGCGGGCUGCCCUGGGACAUCACCGAGCAGGCGCUCAUGCACGCCUUGAGGCACUUCCAUCCAGUGCGCGUGGAGUGGCCGGGCCGCGAAGGGGGGCAGGCCGGGGGCUCCGCGAGCGAGGGCUCCGCCCCAAGAGGCUACGCCUACGUCACGUUCGAGGGCGAGCGGCGGGUGCGCGCCCUCCUAGCGGCAGCACGCCGCGACGGCUUCGACUGGUACUACCGCAUCGCUUCCCGCAACAUGCGCAGCAAGGAGGUCCAAGUGAUCCCGUGGGCGGUGUCCGAUUCGAACUGGGUGUGCGGCGGAUCAGCGCGGCUGGAGCCGGCCCGCACCGUGUUCGUGGGCGCGCUGCACGGGAUGCUCAGCGCUUACGCACUCGCGCUGAUCAUGAACGACCUUUUCGCCGGAGUCGUUUACGCGGGCAUAGACACGGACAAGAACAAAUAUCCCAUCGGAUCUGGGCGCGUCACUUUUAACAACGUGCAUUCUUACGUUCGCGCCAUCUCCGCCGCCUACGUGGAGAUAUGCACAGACAAGUUUACGAAGACGGUGCAAGUCGAUCCGUACUUGGAGGACUCCAUGUGCUCCUUGUGCAACUUGCAACAGGGCCCUUACUUCUGUCGCGAGCCGGUGUGUUUUAGGUACUUCUGUCGCUCGUGCUGGGCGUGGCAGCACCAGAGCGUGAACCACAAACAGCUGAUGCGCAACUCGAAGAACUCCCAGAACGGUUUGCCGUCGACGUCACGCCACUCUCCCCCCACCCCCGCCCCCUCUGCACCCGCGCGCCCCCUUCGCCGCACAGAGCAGACCCACAACGGCGGCUACAGCAGACCCAGCGACGGAACGCCCUCACCGCCAUCUAGCGGUACCGGCGAAUUGGAAGCCGCCAUUCCGACUGGUGACGUCACAGGCCCAUGGGCC
This is a messenger RNA of Iphiclides podalirius (scarce swallowtail), 1797 nucleotides long. Lineage: Eukaryota; Metazoa; Arthropoda; Insecta; Lepidoptera; Papilionidae. The record is from the annotation of a GenBank genome assembly.